UUGCGAAUUGCGAGUUUUGUUAUCGUUACACAGCAACAGGAUUUGUGAACUUCUUAUGUAUUGAAUAAUAUUCUAAUGACAGGGAUGACAUUUAGUCAUGAACUAAAAAUGGUUACAUAUCACUUUCUGAGGAAUAUGUUGUCAAUCUUGUAAGAAUCUUAAUAAUGGAUUUAUCACGUAGUUUGUUAUUAAACGAUGAAGCUUUAUCCAAGUUACCAGAAGCGAAGCAGCAAGUGUUUGUGUUUGAAUGGCUACGGUUUUUAGAUGAAACUUUACCAUUGUCUCAAAAGUCACAUAUCAGAGAAUGCCAAAAUAAGUUAGUAGAACAGUUAACUGUACGCAUGCAAUGCCCUCAUGGGCCACCUACCCGAAAUUUAAUUGCACGUUGUUUGGCUACUCUUUUUUCUCUUGGGGAUACAUUUUUAUUAUUUGACACUGUUAACAAAUGCAAUGAGAUUCUUAGACAUCGAGAUGAUACAUCGAGCUAUCUUUCAACAAAACUUACUGCAAUUGCAGUUUUGGGAUGUAUGUAUGAAAGUUUGGGAAGGAUGAUGGGGCGAUCAUAUGAAGAAACAAUACAAAUACUAACCAAAAGUCUGAAGCAUGCCGAAUCUCAAACAAGAGCAGAAAUCAUGGUUACACUCAAUAAAUUGUGUGCGGGAAUGGGCACAGUAAUUUCGAGCGUGUACAAGGAUGUAUACAAAGCUUGUAAGCAUGGAUUAACGGAUCGUGCCAUGUCAGUUCGUUGUUCGGCUGCUCGAUGCUUGCUGGAAAUGCUUAAUGAUAACUCACAACAGGAACGUCAACUCUCCUACAUGCUGCUUCAAACAGCUAAUGCUGAUUUUGAGGCUUUGGUGACACUUUGCUUUAGAGCCUUUGAUGGGAGCAAUUACGAAGUUCACUGCACUGUUGCUAGACUUCUUGGCACCCUGAUGGCUGCUAUCCAAUGCCAAGACGAAAAAUCUUUAGGCCAUCAAAACAAAUAUGCCAUUAAAACAGUGAGUUUGGAGGAAGCUUUGAGUUUGCUGAUGUCAGGUUUUCUACGAGGGGGAAUUUCAUUUUUGAAAGGCACUGGAGAAAUGAUUAAAGGAGGUUCUAGUGGCAAUCGUGAAGUACGAGUUGGUGUAACUUAUGCCUACAUCGUGUUUGUUCAAGCAAUGGGUGUUCAAUGGUUGGAACGUAAUUUAACAACAUUUUUAACACAUAUUCUGGAUCUAGUUGCUAAUCCCAAAGUUGCAUCAUCUCAUGUUGAUGCUGUUUACUCACGAAAAUGCAUCAGUUUCAUUUUGCAUUCUGUCCUGGGGAAAAUGCUCAGUGAGAAAGCGCAGUCAUCCUCUUGCAAAGAAAUAGUUCACAUCAUAGUUAAACAAAUGAAUUCAUUAGAUUUUAAUCCAGAGAAUGCAAAAGACUACAACCAGGAAACUCUUUUUGGGCAACAUCUGCUAGUGUGUGCUUUACAAGAAAUGGGCCGUCUUAUUUUAAGACUCGGUACACAAGCAAAUUUAAUUCAUGAUUCCUCUUUGAAUCUAAUUGAGGCUACGGUAUCUGUAUUAGUGCACCCUUGCCAGGCAGCGAGGUUGGCUGCAGCUUGGUGUUUGCGCUGCAUAUGUAUUGCAGUGCCUAGUGAAAUAACUCCUCUUAUCGAUCGCUGUGUUGCAGCUAUUGAAAGUAUGAACACCUUGCCUGAAGCAAUAGCAGGUUACAGUAGUGCACUGGCUGCAGUGCUUAGCAGUGUGCGUUACUCGCCUUUAGGAAUCCCUCACACGAAAGGAAAAAUUGUUUUUAAUACUGCGGAAGAAUUAUUAAGAUCAGCUAGUCAAAAUAGCAGGUUAUCUUUGAACAGAACCCAGGCUGGCUGGCUUCUUAUUGGUAGCAUAAUGACUUUAGGUAUACCAGUUGUUAAAGGUCUAUUACCACGCAUGUUAUUGUUGUGGAGAAAUUCUUUCCCAAGAUCUGCUAAGGAAUUAGAAUCAGAAAAAUCACGUGGUGAUGCAUUUACAUGGCAGGUCACUUUAGAAGGGAGGGCUGGGUGCAUUAUCGUCGCUAUGCAUAGUUUUCCGCAUUGUCCUGAAUUGGUCACAGAAGAAUAUAUUCGGAGACUUUUGACGCCUAUCGAAAGUGCAUUAGCUAUGGAUAGGGUAAUAAAUGAAUAA
This is a messenger RNA of Ctenocephalides felis (cat flea), 2153 nucleotides long. Its product is annotated as HEAT repeat-containing protein 5B-like. Gene Ontology annotation, cellular component: Golgi apparatus; endocytic vesicle; membrane. The record is from RefSeq and is a predicted model, not a curated record. Lineage: Eukaryota; Metazoa; Arthropoda; Insecta; Siphonaptera; Pulicidae. Gene Ontology annotation, biological process: intracellular protein localization; retrograde transport, endosome to Golgi; endocytosis.